AUUUAACGUAUUUAAAGAACAUAGGCUCAUAUUAAAAUAACAAUAGAUCACUUUUCUGCUUUGAACAAUAUUCUGCUUUUUUUCCCGCUGAAAACGAAAGCUUUAAGAUCACUUUUCACAGAAAACUACCAAAUGCUCAAACAUUUUCAAGAUGCGCAUAUCUGCCCUUACAUUCUCUCUCUCCAAAACCCUAAUUCACAAAACUCAGUCUCUGGCUCUAUCAACUGAAAUUCCCGCCAAUUUCCAACCAACCAAUUUUACCACAUUUUCUCAGCUGCUAAAGCAACGCCCUCCUCUUCCACACCUGAAGCAAAUCCAUUCCCAAAUUCUUACCCAAUCUUUCUCCUCUAAUCCUCAUUUGAUUUCCUCUCUAAUCCAUUCUUAUCUCGCUUCUCAUCGUCUUAAUUCUGCAAUUUAUUUGUUUGAUAACUACCCUUCUUAUUCCCCACCUCCAACUUUGUUAUGGAAUUUGAUGAUAAGGGCUCAUUCCAAAUUUCAAAAUUGUUUAGAACCCAUCAAGUAUUUGGGUCGAAUGUUGUCGAAUUCGAAUCACGAAUCUUUGAGGGUUUUGCCUGAUGAUUAUACAUUUACAUUUGUAAUUACUUCGUGUUCGCAUCUUGAUUCUUCAUUGUAUGGAGAGAUUGUUCAUGGGAUGGUAAUGAAAUCUGGAUUCGGGCCUGUUUUGUUUGUUGGUAAUUCAUUGAUAAAAUUCUAUUCGGUUUUCGUCAAUUUGGGCGACGCACAAAAGGUGUUUGAUGAAAUGUCUAAGAGGGAUGUUUUCUCAUGGACUAGCCUCCUUGGUGGAUAUGCAAAACAUGGGGAUGUUGAUAAAGCUUGUGACAUUUUUCAUGCCAUGCCAGUUCGCAGUGAUGUAUCGUGGGUAGUUAUGAUUUCGGGUCUUGUUAGUAAUGGAAGGUACAUUGAAGCCCUGGAUUAUUUUCGAGCCAUGUUGAGUGAUAGUAAUAACAUGAACCCUAAUGAAGCCUCCCUUGUUUGUGCUUUAUCAGCAUGUGCUAAUUUGGGAGCUUUUGAUCAAGGGAAUUGGAUUCAUGAUUACAUGGAAAGAAACAAUAUUGUAGAGACUUCAAAUAUCAGCACAGCUUUGAUUGAUAUGUAUGCCAAAUGUGGGAGGAUAGACCGUGCAAUCCGAGUCUUCAACACGAUUUCAAAGCGAGAUGUUCACAAUUUCACCAGCAUGAUUUCUGGGUUGUCAAUUCAUGGUCAUGGAAAGGAUGCUAUGAGGGUUUUCUACCAAAUGUUGGAUGAGGGUGUUAAACCAAAUGACAUUACCAUGCUCGGAGUGUUGAAUGGUUGUAGCCAUUCAGGGCUAGUAGAAGAAGGCACCUCUAUUUUCAAUGAUAUGGUAAAAAAUUCAGCCAUUGUUCCAACGAUUGAACAUUAUGGGUGUUAUGUCGAUUGUCUAGCUCGUUCUGGCCAUUUGGAGAGAGCGUUUGAUGUUGUUAAAACCAUGCCUGUAAAACCUGAUGCUGCUAUAUGGAGAGCUUUGCUUAGUGGAUGCAGAACUCAUCGCAACCUAUGUCUAGGAGAACAGAUUUUGAACCAUGUUCGACAACUUGGUUCAAGUGGCCAUGUUUUGCUGUCAAGUUUAUAUGCUUAUAUGGGUAAAUGGGAUAGUGUUGUUUCAAUGAGGAAGCAAAUGGGUGGUGGGAAAAGGAAUACAUCAGAACUUGGUUGCAGUUGGAUUGAGGUAGAUGGUGUUACACAUGAAUUCCGUGUGGAUGAUCAACUACAUCCCAGAAUUUUGGAGAUUCGAGAAAAACUUGAUGAAAUUUUAGAUAAGGCAAAGCUUGUAGGGUAUAUCAUUAACACAACCCAGGUCACAUUUGACUUGAGUGAGGAAGAUAAAGAACGAGCUGUUUCGUUGCACAGCGAGAAGUUAGCUAUUGCGUUUGGAUUUCUGAGUACUAAACCAGGGACCAUAAUCAGAGUAGUGAAAAACCUCAGGACUUGUGAGGAUUGUCACUUAGCUUUGAAGGCAAUAUCUCUUGUUUUUUACCGAGAAAUCAUUGUUAGAGACCGGUCUCGUUUCCACGCCUUUAAACAUGGGAAAUGCUCUUGUAAUGACUAUUGGUAGUCAUUAGUCAAUGCCCAUAAUAUGAGAUCAUUGCAUAAUCUACAAAGUUUAUAACUUUUGAAGCAUUUUGGAGUGGCAUACUCAUUACAAACAAACCCUUUUCAGCGGAACUAGGACCGAGCUAACCGGAGAUGUGUUUGACCAAAUUUGAAGGCGUGAACACCAUUGAGCCACGCUCAUCAAUCAGGUAAAGAAAAGCAAAGAUUCCUAGCUAUGAUUGCAUGUGCAUGGUCAUCAACUUCAUAUCAUGCUUGUUAACAUCAAUGAUUGCAAUUUUUAGUCAGCUGAUAAUCAUUUAUAUGCUCUUAUUAAUACAUAUAUUCUUCCUAGAGUAUAGGGACAAAUUUUUAUAUGAUAACUCACAAAGAUAUGGUUUUUGUAAUGGAAUAAGAUUAAUUGGCCCACAUCUAGGAUUUUUUGUUUAUCUGCUGUGGGCUAGCUCUUAAAGUAAUCAACCAUUAUGCACCUAAUUGUUCAUGCUUACAAAGUGUUUCAAAUUAGCUGGUUGUGGUUGUCCUUUCUAAAGCGAUGCAUUUUUGUUAACCCACAGCAGAAAGCCAAAGUAAAGCUACGCUUUUUUUUAGCUUUAGAGACCCCGGAAAAACCGAAAACAGUGAGAGAAGUAACGACUUGAACGUUAUGAAUUCGGUUAUGAUGGCUGUUUAGAAGUCAAAAAAUGUACAUAAUAUUCUUAAUUUGCAUAAUAUUCUUAAUUUAGAAUCUCUUAGUUUAUCUAGA
Messenger RNA from Spinacia oleracea (spinach), 2833 nucleotides. RefSeq names its product pentatricopeptide repeat-containing protein At3g62890. Lineage: Eukaryota; Viridiplantae; Streptophyta; Magnoliopsida; Caryophyllales; Amaranthaceae. Bases 152 to 2095 code for a protein of 647 amino acids. The record is from RefSeq and is a predicted model, not a curated record. Gene Ontology annotation, molecular function: protein binding; RNA binding; zinc ion binding. Gene Ontology annotation, biological process: RNA modification. The transcript has a single exon.